UCUUAUUGUUCGGAGUACAUCUGGAUUUUACUCUAAAUAACGCCAUUUUGUGAUGAGAUGUCAAACCUAAAUGUUUUGAAAAUGAGAACGGUUUUGUUGACUGGGUUAAGUUUUGUUCUUACAGGAGCAGUAAUUGGAAAUGCAUACUACCAAAAGAAACAGUUUUAUCCUUCUGUUGUUUACAUUACCAAAUCGAACCCCAGUAUGGCUAUGUUGUAUAUUCAGGCCUUUGUCUUUGUUAUACUGAUGGGUAAACUGAUGAGGAAAGUAUUCUUUGGUCAGCUUAGACCUGCUGAAAUGGAGCAUCUGAUAGAGAGGUCAUGGUAUGCAGUAACAGAAACCUGUCUAGCCUUUACAGUAUUUAGAGAUGACUUUAGUCCCAGAUUUGUAGCUCUUUUUACAAUUCUUCUCUUUCUUAAAUGUUUUCAUUGGCUAGCAGAGGAUAGAAUAGACUAUAUGGAGAGAAGUCCUAUUAUUUCAUUGUUGUUUCAUUUGAGAGCAAUAACCUUAAUUACAUUGCUUGGAAUAUUAGAUCUGUAUUUUAUCAACCAUGCAUACUAUAGUACUCUGGUGAAAGGAGCUUCUGUCCAACUUGUGUUUGGAUUUGAGUAUGCUAUUCUUCUGACAGUGUUAUUUAUGGUGUUUGUGAAGUAUAUAUUACACACAUUAGAUGCACAGAAUGAAAAUCCAUGGGAAAAUAAAGCGGUUUAUUUGUUGUAUACAGAACUAGUAUUAGGUUUCAUUAAAGUUGUAUUGUAUUUGGCAUUUAUGAUGAUCAUGAUUAAAGUGCAUACUUUUCCAUUGUUUGCCAUUAGACCAAUGUAUUUAUCACUCAGGGGAUUUAAGAAAGCCUUACAUGAUGUGAUUAUGUCAAGGAGAGCCAUAAGAAACAUGAACACACUUUAUCCAGAUGCCACACCAGAGGAGCUACAAGCUGGAGAUCAUACUUGUAUUAUAUGUAGAGAGGACAUGCUUGAAUUCAGCAAGAAACUUCCAUGUAACCAUAUCUUCCAUACAAGCUGUUUACGGUCGUGGUUCCAAAGGCAACAGACAUGUCCAACAUGUAGAAUGGAUGUUCUACAAGCUCCAAGACCACAGCAAGUGCCACAAACACCACCACCACAACAACAACAGCCACCUCAACAACCACAAAUGCCACAAAACUUAUUUCAAGGAUUUGCCGGUAUGCCACCUAUACCAGGAUGGCCACCACAGCAACCUGUACAACAACCAGGUACAACAGGAGCAUCUACAACUGGCACCCCAGCUACACCAACCACACCUAACGCUCCAGGGAGUGGAACUCAUACAGUAUCAGCCACUGGAACACAUCCAUCAACAACAUGGCCCACAGCAGUACCAAAUAUGCCACCCUUCAUGCCACCAAUGUUUCCAUUUGUUAUGCCAUAUGGUGGUCAAGGAAUGCCUUUACCACCAACAAGACCUGAAGGUUUAACUGAUGAAGAAUUAAAAAAUAUGGAAGGCCAAGAGAGACAAAAUGUAGAAGCCAGAAUACAAUGGCUAAGAGAUAUUCAGUGCCUUUUAGAUGGUGCUAUGAUACUGAUACAACAAUACAACACAGUAGCAUCACAGUCUAGCAUACCUAAUAUAAAUUUAUCUGGUACACCCAGUAAUAAUACCCCAACAGACACAAAUAAAGCUUCUUCAUCUAGUAGGGAGAAGUCUAAAGAAGCAUCACCAGUAGUUAACAAUGAUAGAGAUUUAGUUAAAGAUUUAUCAGAAUUAGAAGGAGCUACAGGCUAUACUCCGCCUAUAGAAGAAAUGAUACCCACCUGGGAAGAUCCAACACAAGAAGAACAUGAGGAUGAACAGCAUGAAGUGCGAAGAAGACGAUUAGAAAAGUUUUCACACCCUAGUCCUGAUAAUCAUACUAUAAAAGAGAAGGCAGCCACAGACUAAAACAAUAGCUUUGACUAGCUUAAAUAUUAAUUCAUGCAUCCGGAACACACCUUGCCUGAAAUGACAAAAAAAAUCUAUCUUAAAAAACAAUUUUGCUAAUUUUAAGUUUGCAAAUGUUGAGUCCAACAAAAAUUAUUUGAAUUAUCAUUUUUUUCAGCAUUGGUAUUUUUAUACGACCGCAAAUUUUGAAAAAAAUUUCGUCGUAUAUUGCUAUCACGUUGGCGUCGUCGUCUGCGUCGUCGUCUGCGUCGUCGUCGUCGUAGUCGUCGUCCGAAUACUUUUAGUUUUCGCACUCUAACUUUAGUAAAAGUGAAUAUAAAUCUAUAAAAUUUUAUCACAAGGUUUAUGACCACAAAAGGAAGGUUGGUAUUGAUUUUGGGGGUUUUGGUCCCAACAUUUUAGGAAUUAGGGGCCAAAAAGGGCCCAAAUAAGCAUUUUCUUGGUUUUCGCACUAUAACUUUAGUUUAAGUUAAUAGAAAUCUAUGAAAUUUUGACACAAGGUUUAUGACCACAAAAGAAAGGUUUGGAUUGAUUUUGGGAGUUUUGGUUUCAACAGUGUAGGAAUUAGGGGCCACAAAAGGGCCCAAAUAAGCAUUAUUCUUGGUUUUUGCACAAUUACUUUAGUUUAAGUAAAUAGAAAAUAAUGAAAUUUAAACACAAUGUUUAUGACUACAAAAGGAAGGUUGGUAUUGAUUUUGGGACUUAUGGUCACAACAGUUUAGGAAUUAGGGGCCAAAAAGGGACCCAAAUAAGCAUUUUUCUUGGUUUUCGCACCAUAACUUUAGUAUUAGUAAAUAGAAAUCUAUGAAAUUUAAACACAAGGUUUAUGACCAUAAAAGGAAGGUUGGUAAUGAUUUUGGGAGUUUUGGUCCCAACAAUUUAGGAAUAAGGGGCCCUAAGGGUCCAAAAUUAAACUUUGUUUGAUUUCAUCAAAAUUGAAUAAUUGGGGUUCUUUGAUAUGCCGAAUCUAACUGUGUAUGUAGAUUUUUAACUUUUGUCCCUUUUUCAAAUUGGUCUACAUUAAGGUCCAAAGGGUCCAAAAUUAAACUUCGUUUGAUUUAGACAAAAAAUUAAUCGUUUGGGUUCUUUGAUAUGCUGAAUCUAAAAAUGUACUUAGAUUCUUGAUUACGGCCCAGUUUUCAAGUUGGUCCAAAUCGGGGUCCUAAAUUAAACUUUGUUUGAUUUCAUCAAAAAUCGAAUAAAUGGGGUUCUUUGAUAUGCCAAAUCUAACUGUGUAUGUAGAUUCCUCAUUUUUGGUCUUGUUUUCAAAUUGGUCUACAUUAAAGUCUAAAGGGUCCAAAAUUAAACUUAGCUUGAUUUUAACAAAAAUUGAAAUCUUGGGGUUCUUUGAUAUGCUGAAUCCAAACAUGUACUUAGAUUUUUGAUUAUGGGCCCAGUUUUCAAGUUGGUCCAAAUCAGGAUCUAAAAUUAUUAUAUUAAGUUUUGUGCAAUAGCAAGUCUUUUCAAUUGCACAGUAUUGCGCAAUGGCAAGAAAUAUCUUAUUGCAAAAUAUUGUGAAAUAGCAAUUUUGUUUUUAAUUAGAGUUAUCUUUCUUUGUCCAGAAUAGUAAGCAAGAAAUAUCUAAUUGUAAGAAUUUUUUUAUUUGGAGUUAUCUUUCUUUGUCCAGAAUCAACUUAAAUCUUUGUUAUAUAUACAAUAUACAAUGUAUAUUCACUUUUUACUACCAACUGAUAAAUUAAAAUAAUCUUUACCAUUCAGUGAUAACAAGCAGUUUUUUUACAUCUUAAUAUUUUAUGCUGUAUUUAAAUGAGUAGUUAUUGUCGCAAACUCCAUUAGAAAUUUUAAUUGAGAUUAGUUUUGGAAUAAGGGAAAGGGGGAUGUGAUUAAAAAAAUUGGGUUCAAUUUUCUCAUUUGAAAUUUCAUAAAUAAAAAGAAAAUUUCUUCAAACAUUUUUUUGAGAGGAUUAAUAUUCAACAGCAUAGUGAAUUGCUCUAAGAGAAAACAAAAAUUUUAAGUUCAUUAGAACACAUUCAUUCUGUGUCAGAAACCUAUGCUGUGUCAACUAUUUAAUCACUAUCCAAAUUUAGAGCUGAAUCCAGCUUGAAUGUUGUGUCCAUACUUGCCCCAACCGUUCAGGGUUCAACCUCUGCGGUCGUAUAAAGCUAUGCCCUGCGGAGCAUCUGGUUUAAAAUGCAGACACUUUCUUGAUCUCUGUAAAUCCAAUUAGCAUGUUAUUUUUCUGUGUCAUGAAUGUUGCUUGGGCAUAUAGAUUUACCCUUGUUUGUACGUCUCUCUGGAAUAAGCAUUCAAUAUAAAAUAUGGAGAUGUGGCUUGAUUAACGAUGAUUCAACCAGCCAACAGGGUCCAAAUGAAAUGGAUUGAAGCAGUUAUAGGUCAUCUUAAAGCCUUUAACAAUAAGCAAAACUAUUCUGAGAUAACUGUAAAAUCAGCUAUGAUAAAAAAAAAAUGUAGGACUUAAUUUGAAACAACUCAAAUGAAAAAACCAAUGGCCUAAUUUAUGACAAAACAAGAAAUGAAAAACAGAUAUAGCACCAAAUCUCAAAAACCAUAGUUCACCAAAAUUCACCUUGGUAAUCUUAUUACAUAUUAGAAUUUUGUUUUAAAAAUAAUGAAGUCACCUCAUCUACAUUUAUUUGCAUGCUUGUAUAAUUAAUGUAUUUAUGAUAAUAACAUCUGCUAGAUCUUUGUGGAACAUGGUAGUAAUUUUAAUGAAAUAUUUUUUCCAUAAAAAUAUAUAGUGUCCACAAAUGAAUUUUAUACACAUGUUUAGGAGGGACUUAUUAUGAACUAAUCUCCCUCAAUUUGUCCUUUCAUCAAUUCAUUGUACAAUAACUUAAAUUUGCUUUCACCAAUUUUCAUGUACUGUGGAUUCAUUAUUAUUCGUUGGAUACCAAAUUAAUGAAUUUUCAUUGGAACAGAAAAAACACAAAUUUAGAAGUUCAUUGUAUUUUAAUUUGCUGUCUGAUUAUUUGCAGACCAAGAAAACCAAGAAAUCAAAUAUCCAUGAAAAUGCAAGUUUUCCUCAAUCCCUGAUAAUUGGUACCCACACAAAUAAAUGAAUCCACAGUAAUUUUAACACAAAAUUCAGUUUGACUGAAGUAAGCUCACUUUGAAUAUUAUAUCAGGCACAAAAUCAAGUAUGUUUAUAUUGAUUUCCUCUGCUCCUUUUAAAGUUUUCUGGCAUGGGUUUCUAGAGUUGCAGACUUUAGUGGUCUGAUUUAAGUAUAUUUUUCUCAUGUUGUAUCAUAACUUGAGUUUGAUUGGAUUGAUUUACUGACAACUGUUUCAAUUGAUUAAAAUAAUUUAGCAUUUUAUUUAAACAAAUUUCUGAUAAAUCAUUCCAGAGUUAUGGGACUUUGAUUGUUAGAUAAAUGAUAGGAAUUUUAAUAUUUCAUACACUGGCUCUAGUAUGCUUUGAACAAAUAACUACAAACUUCACACUAUGGUUGUACAAUUGCUUUAAAUUUUGAACAUUUACUAGUUUAUCAUGCUCAGUUUAUAUGUUGAAACGAAUUUUGUCAUUUUAUUUGUAAACAACUGUAUCUGUUUCAAUAUUUUAAACAUCAUCAUAUAUAGAAUUGUUGACUUCUGUAACCAUUGUCAUUAAUACUUGAUCUUUUUAACUAUAUUUUGCAUAGACAUAUACAUGCUUUAAAUUGAAUGUUCUUUGCUAUUCUGGUUUAUGUACCAGAGUGUCAAAAGGCUGUUUUUCUUUGUUUUAGGUAAGGUGUGUUCCAUUCUGUGUUACAAAUGUACUAUAGAAACCUAACAAAUCUAGUGCAAUUAAUGUAAGCACUCUUUGCCAAUUGCUGGUAGUUAAUGGUUUUCAUACUUAGCGUGAUUAUGGGGUUUUUUGUGGGUCUUAUCUGUUCCUAAGUAGCAUAUCAGGUGAAAUUUAAGUAUUGUCACUAUAAACUUCAAAUCUUUUAUUAUGAUUUCAUUUUAAUAGUAUCUGACAAUGAUAAAUAACAUUUCAAAAUUAUUUUUUGCAUUUCCUAUAAAAUCUCAUGUGCCUUGUAUGCCAUAUACUAGGGCAGAAUUGAUUUGAAGUAUUGGUUUCAAAAAUGCUAGCAAAACUAGUGCUACAUACAUUUUUCCUGUUAUGAUUUCUUUAAUCUUUUUAUUGUAUUACUCAGAAAAAAAUUAUGUAUAUUAUAUGAAGUAUCAUCGGGAUUUUUUAGUUAUUGUCUGAUUCUGCUUUUUGUUUAAUUCUCUCUCUCUCUCUCUCUCUCUCUCUCUCUCUUUAUAUAUAUAUAUAUAUACACAGACGUACUUAUGUAUAUAUAUAUAUAUAUUGGACAGUAUGCAGAGUAAUAAUACAUCCUUUACAUUUCACAUUUUUGGUUGAAACAUUUCGGAUAAUGAAGGUAAUUACUUUGAAGAAAUUAAGAAACAAAAGGUCAAAAUAAUAAUGUCUAAGAUGAAUGAGUUUCUGUUAUAUGCAAUUUGUUCCUGAUUUUUAAAAUUUAAUCUCCGUUUACACUCAUUUAGAUGUUCCUAAAAAUAUCAGAUCUCCAUUUCAUUCAUACUUUCUUCACCCAUACAUUGUACCAGUCUCUGAUCUUUGAGUGUUUAUGUAUAACUGAUCAUUGAGGUGCUAGCCAUUUAUCAUUCCAUUAUUGUAUGGAUGUGUGACUGUAUAUAUAGGCAUGUGUGUGCGUGUGUGAUAGAGGUCCAUUAAUUUUAUUCUAAUAUAUAUAAAGUUUGUUAUAAAUGAGAGAGUUUGUGUAUAGUUGUUUAUUUUAUAGACGACUUUGGCGUAUAUUUCUUAUGUCACAAUGUUUAUGUUGUUAUUUAAGAAUCAAUAGGUGUAACUCAUUCAUUUAAAAAAAUAGCUUGAGAUUGGUGUGUGGAAGUUAAUCGUGAUUUCAAAAUUACUCCAAAACAGUUUGAUAAAGAUGGUGUUUUACAUUGAUAAUGUUGUGGUGGAUUCAUUUAUAAAUAAAAGCCACAAUUUUUACCAAUUGAAUAACUUCGCUCUCAAAGUAGUUCUAUGAACCAAACAAACUGUAAUAUGUAAAAAAAAAAAAGCUUCAAGUUAUUAUUAUAUGAGUGAUUUGAUUGAAUGAUAUAUAUGGUAUUACCUGUAUUGUAAAGAUGAUGGUCAGGGCUUGUGAUCAUCUCAUUAUCAUCAUUAUGUUGGAUAUAUGAGGUAGUUUGUUGUGUCAGAUAAUUGAUGAAUGUAAAGCCAUGAUGAAAGUACAUUGCUGAAUAAAAGGAAAAUAUAGAUA
Molecule: messenger RNA, 7133 nt
Organism: Mytilus trossulus (common blue mussel)
Lineage: Eukaryota; Metazoa; Mollusca; Bivalvia; Mytilida; Mytilidae
Product: E3 ubiquitin-protein ligase synoviolin B-like
Exons: 14
Coding region: 58-1920 (620 amino acids)
Source: RefSeq, a predicted model, not a curated record